Calliphora vicina (urban bluebottle blowfly) is the source of this 540-nucleotide messenger RNA. RefSeq lists its product as uncharacterized. The coding region runs from base 1 to 540 and encodes 179 amino acids. Lineage: Eukaryota; Metazoa; Arthropoda; Insecta; Diptera; Calliphoridae. The record is from RefSeq and is a predicted model, not a curated record. The transcript is spliced from 3 exons.
AUGUGGCUCCGCAAACCACAACUCAAUCUAUUUGCAAUUUUAAUAACGUUGGUAUUCUUUCUAAGACCUGUGUCUUUGUACUACAAAUUUACAAACGUCCAGUGUGAGGAUCAUGAUUUGAAAUUUUCCCACUUUCAAACCUGCAAUUUAAAGGUGGUGCGCCGCGGUGUAGUGGCUUUGAAUAUUCAUGUGAAUUUAUUGAAAACUCCGGUUACAAAUUCCACAAUAAAUAUAGCUUUUUAUAAACGUGCCAAUGGUUAUCGUCCAUUCUUGUGGAAUAUCACCGAAGAUGUGUGUCUGUUUUUCGGUCGUCGUAAUCGUUAUCCAGUUUUGAAAUUUAUGUUCAACUUAUUUUUGCAACACUCAACUCUAAAUCAUACUUGUCCAUAUAAUGAUGAUAUCAUUGUCAAGGAAUUAAUUUUAGAUGAGAAAGGCUUUCAGGUGGCUCCAUUUCCAGUUGGUCAAUAUUUACUUAAAUUAAAGGUUUUCGCCUACAAUGAUUUAAAAGCAACUGUAUCGGCAUAUUUUCAUGUUACAUAG